AUGUCCAAGGCAGACAAGAAACCAGUCGGAUUUGCAACGCACAUCACCGCCGGGGGCAUGGCUGGCGCGAUGGAGGCGCUCUGCUGCCAACCUCUCGACACCAUCAAGGUCCGAAUGCAACUCUCCAAGUCAGGCAUGGCUCCAGGGACGAAGCCUAGAGGCUUCCUCGCAACUGGAGCCAUGAUCAUGCGGCGCGAAACGCCGCUCGCGCUGUACAAGGGUCUUGGCGCUGUGCUCUCUGGCAUCGUGCCCAAGAUGGCGAUACGGUUCGCAUCGUUUGAGACGUACAAGGGCUGGCUGGCGGACAAGGAGACCGGUAAGACGAGUAUCGGGAACAUUUUCAUCUCUGGUCUUGCUGCGGGUACGACUGAGGCGGUGGCCGUCGUGUGUCCCAUGGAGGUGGUGAAAAUUCGCCUGCAAGCACAGCAACACUCCCUUGCCGAUCCUCUUGAGGCGCCAAGAUAUCGCAACGCUGGUCAUGCCGUAUACACCAUCCUUCGCGAGGAGGGAUUUCUAACGCUCUAUCGCGGUGUCUCCCUGACCGCCCUUCGGCAAGCAACGAAUCAGGGUGCGAACUUUACUGCGUACCAGGAGCUCAAGAAGUUGGCGCACAAAUAUCAGCCCGACAGAACUGAGCUUCCGUCGUAUCAAGUUAUGAUGAUCGGUCUCAUAUCCGGGGCGAUGGGUCCGUUCUCCAAUGCGCCCAUCGACACUAUUAAAACGCGCUUGCAGAAGGCACCUGCACAGCCCGGGAAGACAGCGUUCCAGCGCAUAUCAGCUAUCGGGGCGGAAAUGUGGAGGCAGGAGGGCGUGCGGUCGUUCUACAAGGGUAUCACGCCGAGAGUGCUGCGUGUCGCUCCUGGCCAGGCCAUCGUGUUCGCCGUGUACGAGCGCGUGCGGACGAUCAUCGAGCGCAUCAACGUCGACGAUAACGACACAUACUCGGAGUAA
Coniophora puteana RWD-64-598 SS2 is the source of this 951-nucleotide messenger RNA. Its product is annotated as mitochondrial carrier. NCBI's taxonomy places the organism in Eukaryota, Fungi, Basidiomycota, Agaricomycetes, Boletales, Coniophoraceae. Gene Ontology annotation, biological process: transmembrane transport; succinate transport; fumarate transport. The coding region runs from base 1 to 951 and encodes 316 amino acids. The transcript has 6 exons. The record is from RefSeq and is a predicted model, not a curated record.